Molecule: messenger RNA, 4260 nt
Organism: Toxotes jaculatrix (banded archerfish)
Lineage: Eukaryota; Metazoa; Chordata; Actinopteri; Toxotidae
Gene: dedd
Product: death effector domain containing
Exons: 5
Coding region: 342-1550 (402 amino acids)
Biological process (GO): regulation of apoptotic process; extrinsic apoptotic signaling pathway via death domain receptors; apoptotic process
Cellular component (GO): nucleolus
Molecular function (GO): DNA binding; protein binding
Source: RefSeq, a predicted model, not a curated record
ACGAGAAUUGUCUGCUUUUUCCCAUGGUGACUGUAGACCACAACGAUUAAACAGAGUCUUUUUCUGUCCUGAAAGGAGUCGUGCCAUACAUCAGGACACUGAAGGCACACGUGUUGAGCGUUGAUCGUAUAGGUGAUCAAAACAUUUAAACGUCACCGUGUUUUCAGUUUUUUAUUAGACACUGGGAAGGCAACUUAGCGUUAGCGUUAGCGGCCUACCGAACUUUGUUAUUGACGAGCUCGUCAGGAAUUUCCAAAAGACAGAAGCCCAUCAGCUGGAACAGAGAAAGACAGCAGGAGCUGAAGGGAUUCAAGUAUCCCUGAUCACCAUCGGGCCCUGAGAUGACAUCACAGCAACCUCAGUUCCCCAAUGCUGUUAUUCCUCCCCAGCUUGCCCAAAACUCCUCUACUCAGCAGGCCCGGCCUCACAUCCAAGCUAAUCAGCUGCACUCGAGUCAGAGCGGCGCAACCUCUGGGCAUCUGGAACACAGUUCACUGAGAGGCAGGCCAGGCUGCUCUGGUGCAUCUGCAGCCAGCGGGGAGGUGGCCAACAGGAACAUUUCUUGCACCAACUCCAGCUUAUCCAGAAGAGAUGGGGGUUUUGAACCAUGGCCUGAGGAAGCAGUAGACAACUCCCAUGGGCUGUACUCACUCCACCGCAUGUUUGACAUAGUUGGAGCCCAGCUAACACAUCGGGAUGUCAGGGUACUGUCAUUCCUGUUUGUUGAUGUGAUUGACGAAUAUGAGCGUGGUGGCAUCAGGAGUGGAAGGGAUUUCCUGCUGGCCCUUGAGCGCCAGGGUCGCUGUGAUGAGACCAAUUUCCGGCACAUUCUCCAGCUUCUAAGGAUUAUCACCCGGCACGACCUUUUGCCUUAUGUCACACUCAGGAAACGACAGGCCGUGUGCCCAGACCCUGUUGACAAGUACCUUGAAGAAACAUCAGUGCGCUACAUUUCACCAAGAGGAACAAUGCAGAAGAAGGACACUGUGCCUCACAGAAGAACAGGUCCUCAGCCAGUCAUUUGCUGUUCCCCAUCAGGACCCCAUGUUGGCCCUCCACGAACGAAGCCAUCUCCUCCUGUACCAAACCGUAAACGGAAGAGAAGUCAUUCCUCAGCUGACUGCAGAGAGAAGCAAACAUGUGAUAUCCGCCUUCGGGUUCGCGCUGAAUACUGCCAGCAUGAGUCUGCGCUUCAGGGCAACGUAUUCUCCAACAAACAGGAGGCAGUGGAGCGACAGUUUGAGCGCUUCAAUCAGGCCAACACUAUCCUCAAGUCCCGAGACUUGGGCUCCAUCAUCUGUGACAUCAAGUUCUCCGAGCUUACCUACUUGGAUGCCUUCUGGAGGGACUACAUCAAUGGAUCAUUGCUAGAGGCCCUUAAAGGGGUCUUUAUCACAGAUUCCCUAAAACAGGCUGUGGGCCACGAGGCUAUAAAACUGUUGGUCAACGUUGAUGAGGAGGACUACCAGGCUGGUCGACGUAAACUUCUCUGUAAUUUGGUCACAGGUGGCGGGAGCCCACCUGGAAGUACCAAAGACUCUGUAUCUUAGACACACUCUCAAGGUGGUAGCAUACAGGAGGAACACUGCUGUGCCUCCACCACAGGGAAUAGAGUGAGAUGUGGUUGGGUCAUUUGAGGUGCCUGAUGUAUGUGUCUGAAAGGAAGGACUUCCAGCUGCCCCACUGGUUCCUUGAGAGCUAAGUUCAUAGGAUAUCGACUUGGCACCCCUAGGCGUAGCAUGCAAAGUGAUUGGGACCUAUGUUAGCAAAAAGAAGUAAACGAUGCAUACAGGUUGGCAUUAUUUUGAAUCCUAAGCUGUUCAUUUUCUUCAAGGAGGAGAAUGCUCAUCUCAUAUGUGCAUUGACUUGUAACUAAUUUCUUGUUUCUUGUUUCUGAUGUUAGCGCAUUGAAACAAAACACAUUUGUUAACUCUAAUGAUAUUCUUCACUCCUGUUCAAAAGUGGAGUUAUUUUGAAUAUAGGAAACAUGCUUCACGCUGACAAGUUACUCCCAGUGGGAGUUGUACCUUAUUGUCUUUUUUUCCAGGUUUUUCAGGUACAUUACAGACUGGUAGGAUUAACCCAAGAAGAACGUGUUCUGUAUGUUAUAUAAAGGUGCACACCACAAUUGACUUUUAAUUUGUUUGUCGAGUUCUGUCAGCUUACUUUCCCAAGACUUUGCAGAGUUUUCUUUUCUGUAAAGAUAAACCCUAUCAGAGCCUUUUUAUGGAUCAUAUUUGGUCACUGUCAACAACAUUAUUGUGUCUUUGUUUUCUUUUAUCAAAUUCUCACAUGGUUCUUUAACAGCAGAUUUGAUUCUGGCCUAAUUUGAUAUUUCAGUUGUUCAGUCACUGCCAGUAUUUCAAACUUUGUGGAUCGUUCAAAUGUGUUAAAUCGUAUCCGAGUCAUUCACCGGUGUUUUGUAAAUCAGUGUCAGUUUCACUGUCAGCCUGUACCACUGGACCUCUGCUCACUCACUCACUCACUCACUUGUGAUGUAACAGAACAUUUUUUCAAAAUUUGAAAUGACACUCACAGUCCAACAGCCAGUGAAAAUCACAGCCAGUAUUUGUAAAGUCAUCUUAGUUGUGCAGAUAGUAGGAUGCCCAAAGAAAUUCAAAUGAUUCACUGCUUUUGUUUUUGUUAAGUUAAAGAUAUUGCACCCUGCUAUAGGUGAACUCCCACAUUAAAUCCUCAGCAGUCUUCUCUGUGGAUAUAUAAUACCUUCUUGUGAAUGUUGAUGUAAAGUCCACAUGCCCAAAAGGUGAUAUGAACAGGUGUUGAAAUCACUUGCUCAUCCAGUAGUUUGAGGGUAUGUUGGACUUGUUGGAGAAAUGAUAUUUUGACAGGACAGGUAUCUUCAGUGGCAUCCUUUGCCAUUAGAAGGUGUUACAUCUCCAUGGGCAAAUGUACACUGAAUUCGGUACUCUUUUAUUAAGUUCUGUGAAAAAAUAGCACUGCGAGGACCAACAUAAUAAUAAGGUCCAUUGCAUGUUGAUCCUCUACUAUUUAGAACAUAGAUCUCAAACAAUAAUGUUCUUCGAGUUGUAGAACAGUUUCACAGUGCAGCCUGAAACACUAAUUAAUCAAAAUGGGAAUUUAUAGGCAUUAUGUUUGGUAGGUGCUUGUUGACAGUAUUACUGAUUACAUCUAAGAUUUCCUUUGAUGCAGUCAUUAAAUCCGUUCAAUGGCCACUUUGUUAAGUUUCAGAAGGAGACUUUUCGAGUGUUGGGAAGGCACCCAGAAUAUCCCAACAUCUUCACGGCAUGGAUUUUACAAGGGAGAUCGGAGAUUCUGGUUGAUGUUGACAUGUUAACUUCAUGCAGUAGCUGUACAUUUUGUGGCUGCAUAAUCAUACUACUACCGGAGCUGCACUCCCGACAAAACUGUGUCAGUAUUGGACAAUCCUGCAAAAUUCGGAACUAUUCCUUCAAAUUCUUGCCACCUGCAUCAUCUGACCGUGUAAGUUAUGCUAUUGUUAUGGUUCAACAAAUACUUCCUGAAAUGGCUCUGAACAUUUGCAUUCAGUGUAAAUCAAAUGAUGAGGUGCUCUAUAUAUACACACACCCCAAUAUACCAAUAUUGACACAAUUCAUAGGGAUAUCGUGCUGGAGUGAUCACCAGUGUCAUGGCACUGUAGUCUGAAAUUGUUUAAUUCCCCAAAUUGUGGCAUUAAAUUAAAAAUAAAGAGGGAAAGAAUUUGAGUUUGAAAUGUCAUUACGAGUAUACUAGGACUAGUUAUGACUCAAAGCAAACAGUACCUUUGUUUGGAAAUGUUUAUCAAAGAUGAAGUACUAGCAUAAUGCUAUUUUGUGAUGAGAUUAUUUUGAUUUUGCUGCAAAAGUAGAUUAGAGAUUGAAUGUCAUUUUAGUAAGAAUUGCCAUUUGAAAUACCUGUCUCUAAUGCUUAUAAUUGAUAUUUGUCCUUCAUUUUUCUGUUAUUCAGUGCAUAUAGCCAAAAUAUGUGUGCAGGCUCAUAUUCAGUAGCAACAAAUGUGUACUUAGUCAGCAAAGUAUGAAAGUAUGUCAAAUUAUUUUGACACAGUUCUUCACUUUACGUUAACAAUUCUUACAUCUUGAUGUUUUUACUAGCUGCAUUACAAAUGUGCAUCUUUCUUUUUGCCAAAUCUUUGUAAUAUGUAUUGCCUCUGAUUUUAAAAUGUAAUUGAACUUUUGUCUAGCUUUCCAUCACUUGGUUAAAUGGUGGACUGAAAUUCAGCAUUUUGCUUUUAUGUUCCCUAAUAAAAGUUCUGUGUAUGUA